GCUGAUGAAUCUUGUCACCUGGCGCGUUUGGGCAUAAAAAUAGACAAAUUGGAAUCAGAGCUUAACUCAGCUGUGCAGAGGGAUUCACGUUACUGGCUUGAGAAUGACACCAAAAUCAAUGCUGUCCAGCAGGGUGUACCAACUUAUGAACAUUUCAGACAACUAGUUGCCGGAUGCCACCUGAAGCCAUUAGAUAAAAAUGAAGAUAUCACUAAUCUCAGAGCAGUCCCCAGUUGGAACCAUGUCCUCUGUGACUCUUUAGAUGGACCACAACUUGAGGCUUUGAUAACUGACUCGAAAGCCUUUCGGCCAGCAACACUUAGAAGUGUUAGUGACUAA
Molecule: messenger RNA, 339 nt
Organism: Protopolystoma xenopodis
Lineage: Eukaryota; Metazoa; Platyhelminthes; Monogenea; Polystomatidea; Polystomatidae
Source: the annotation of a GenBank genome assembly